This is a messenger RNA of Anarrhichthys ocellatus (wolf-eel), 4712 nucleotides long. It is a transcript of the gene ppp4r3b, whose product is annotated as protein phosphatase 4, regulatory subunit 3B. The record is from RefSeq and is a predicted model, not a curated record. Gene Ontology annotation, biological process: DNA damage response; protein dephosphorylation. Lineage: Eukaryota; Metazoa; Chordata; Actinopteri; Perciformes; Anarhichadidae. Gene Ontology annotation, cellular component: protein phosphatase 4 complex; nucleoplasm. Gene Ontology annotation, molecular function: protein phosphatase activator activity. Bases 322 to 2700 code for a protein of 792 amino acids. The transcript has 16 exons.
AGAACACAAGAUCGGAUUACAAGAUGGCGGUCUGUGGACGUUAGCAAAGAAGGCCGUUAAGAGUUGUUGUGUUCUCUUGUGAAUUUUACUGGUUGAUAACAGGGCCCUCCUGUCGAGCUGUUUCACCUCGUGAACGUAAUGUGUUUAUGAAUCGGCUACCGAUACAUUCUACGGCUAUUGUUAAACUUUACUGUAGACGUGCAUGUUUUUAUAUAACAUGCGGGUGGAAACAAAGUUAACAGGUCGAGGCUAGGAAACCACCAGACGUGGUGUGAGGUGAUUAGCUUGUUAGCUAGCCUGCUAGCUCCGGCUCGGUUAACCAUGUCGGACACUCGGCGGCGGGUGAAAGUGUACACGCUGAAUGAAGACCGGCAGUGGGACGAUCGGGGCACCGGACACGUCUCAUCUACGUUUGUUGAACGUCUGAAGGGAAUAUCGUUAUUAGUUCGAGCAGAAUCGGACGGAUCUCUACUAUUGGAGUCGAAGAUAAGCCCGAAUACUGCAUAUCAGAAACAACAGGACACACUGAUUGUCUGGUCGGAAGCAGAUAAUUAUGACCUUGCCCUAAGUUUCCAGGAAAAGGCGGGCUGCGAUGAGAUAUGGGAGAAGAUUUGCCAGGUUCAAGGCAAGGACCCGGCCCUGGACAUCACCCAGGACCCUAUCGAUGAGUCGGAAGAGGAGCGCUUCGAGGAGAUUCCGGAGACGAGCCACCUGGUGGAGCUCCCUCCUUGUGAGCUAAGCCGACUGGAGGAGAUCGCUGACCUGGUUACCUCUGUCCUGUCUUCGCCCAUCCGGAGGGAAAAACUGGCCCUGGCCCUUAUGAGCGAGGGCUACAUCAAGAAACUCCUGGGUCUCUUCAGAGUAUGCGAGGACCUGGACAACAGGGAAGGCCUACAUCACCUCUAUGAGAUUGUCCGUGGCGUCUUGUUCCUCAACAAAGCGGCCCUCUUUGAGGUGAUGUUCUCUGAUGACUGUAUCAUGGAUGUGGUGGGCUGCCUCGAGUAUGACCCAGCGCUGGUUCAGCCUAAACGGCACCGGGAAUUCUUGACCAAGACGGCUAAGUUUAAGGAGGUGAUCCCUAUCACGGACUCUGAGCUGCGGCAGAAGAUCCACCAAACCUACCGGGUGCAGUACAUCCAGGACAUCAUCCUCCCCACGCCAUCUGUUUUUGAGGAGAACUUCCUGUCCACACUCACCUCCUUCAUCUUCUUCAACAAAGUGGAGAUUGUCAGUAUGUUGCAGGAGGACGAGAAGUUCCUAACGGAGGUCUUCGCACAGCUCACAGACGAAGCCACAGAAGACAGUAAAAGGAGAGAGCUUGUGAACUUUGUCAAGGAAUUCUGUGCUUUUUCACAAACGUUGCAGCCACAAAACAGGGACGCUUUCUUCAAAACUCUGGCAAAUCUCGGCAUUUUGCCUGCGCUUGAAAUAGUCAUGGGAAUGGACGACCUGCAGGUGAGGGCAGCAGCUACGGACAUCUUCUCUUACCUGGUGGAAUUCAGCCCCUCCAUGGUCAGAGAGUUCGUCAUGCAGGAACCACAGCAGACAGACGACGAUGUUCUGCUGAUAAAUGUUGUGAUCAAGCAGAUGAUCUGUGACUCUGACCCAGAGUUAGGAGGAGCUGUGCAGCUGAUGGGUCUGCUCAGGACGCUCAUCGACCCCGAGAACAUGUUGGCUUCCACCAAUAAAACCGAGAAGACAGAAUUUCUGAGUUUCUUCUACAAGUACUGCAUGCAUGUCCUGACUGCUCCUCUGCUGGCCAACACGGCACAUGACAAAAACUCAAAAGAUCUCCAGGAGGGAUCAGCUAAGAUCAACCCCGUCUGUCCAGACAACUUCCAGACAGCUCAGCUGCUGGCACUGAUCCUGGAGCUCCUGACCUUCUGUGUGGAGCACCACACGUAUCACAUCAAGACCUACAUUAUGAACAAAGACCUGCUCAGGAGAGUGCUGGUGCUCAUGAACUCAAAGCACACCUUCCUGGCUCUUUGUGCCCUGCGUUUCAUGCGCAGGAUCAUUGGUCUGAAGGACGAGUACUACAACCGCUACAUCAUCAAAGGGAACCUGUUUGAGCCCGUCAUUAACGCCCUGCUGGACAACGGCACCCGAUACAACCUCCUCAACUCAGCCAUCAUAGAGCUCUUUGAGUUCAUCAAAGUGGAGGACGUUAAGUCUCUCAUAGCUCACAUUGUGGAUAACUUCUACAAAGCACUUGAAUCCAUUGAGUACGUCCAGACUUUCAAGGGCCUGAAAGGCCGGUACGAGCAGGAGAAAGACCGGCAGAGUCAGAGACUCAGCAGAUAUCGCAGAGACGCACGGUCGAUGGACGAGGAUGAGGAGUUGUGGUUCAAUGACGACGACGACGAUGAUGACGGAGAGGCCGUGGAGAAGAGCCGAAUGGAGGAUGACUUCUCUGACAGCUACGGCAAGUACAUGGAAGCCAAAAAAGGAGCUGCCAACGGAGCGAAUGGUGCCAACAAUAACGGGAAAGCUGCCGCGAUCCCACCUGCCUCACCAGCCCUCACUCCAAACAACAGUUCAACUUCCUCCGUCAAAACAGUUGCACUUCCUGCCACACCAGUAGUGAAGACGGCUCUGGUCGGUUUGGUGGACUACCCCGACGAUGAGGACGAAGAGGAAGAAGAGGAGGAGGAGGAGGAAGAGCAAUCUCCGAGGAAGCGGCCCCGCCUGAGCUCUUAAGGCUAAUUGUCCUCUGUUUGGUCGUAGUGGACGGACACUGAGUCCCUCCCAUUCCUCCCUCCUCUGGUCGUCUCAUUGGUCCUCGGCCUGCCUGUGCCACCUGUCAGUCUCGCUGAGGAGGCGGGCGAAGACAGGCUCCCACCUCACCCAGUCCCUCCCGAUCUCUGCUGCUCUUUUCUCCCUCAGUGGAAGGAGAAGGAGAAAGAAAGACAAAUCAGUCUGUUCCUUCAGCCUGUUGAUUUUACCUCUUUUUUUAAUAACGGCCUCAUCUAGAAGAUCCCAAAAUCCCCCUUUCUUCCUCCUGAGGGGGAAACACAUGGACUCUUUGCAAACUCACCCCUCCUCUCUUCCACUCUCCUGCUCUCCCGGCUCUGACCUCCUCCCGAAACAACUUCCUCAUCCUACGUACCGACCAGAGGCUUCGGUGAACGUAACGUUGCCAAGGCGGUUCCCCGACUCUGCUCUGAUGCUGUAGCAACAGUAGCAAGGUAGCUGCGGUACGUCAGCCACGCCCCCCGCAGGAACCCUCGCGUGUCCUCAUUUCAACUCUCCCUCCCAUCCUUCUCCAACCCCAAACCAAUGAGCCCCAGAGACAGAGGAAGCCAGAACACAACCAGCCGCUCAGUUAGGCUAGCAUUGCCAGCCGCCAUAGUUAUAGGAAGCUUGACUGGCUGCAGCAGCGAGGGCCGCCCUGUCACAGAACUGAUCACGUUUGUCCGGGGGGAGGUAGAGGGGAUCUAGGCGACAUAGAAGAAUUAAAUGAAAUGUUGAAGAGACGAGGGAGGUCACAAAUGUACCAGGACGAAAAAAAAACUCAGCAGUUUUGAGGCUUAGAUCCAGAGGAGCAGGACUCAAACCUACAGAAGCCAUGGCGCCAAUAUGGCCAAGGCACACACACACACGGCGUCUCACACACAGGACUGCGUAUGCCAGAAAUCCUGUAUUUCAUGACUUUGUUAAAAAGUACUGUACAGAUGUUUUUUUUAUUUUUAAUCAUUUUUCCCUGAUCUGAUUUUCAAAGGGGAGAGAGGAUACCUACCUACCUGUGUAUUUUUGUUGUUGUUGCACAAAAGGUGGGGGUCCCUGUUCACCCCUUCAGUCCAGUUCAUUUGAGUCAAUGUAAAAUGCUGGUUUUAAAAAAUAACGUAUUAAAACUGCAGUAAAGUCAUUUUUGCAGCCAACAUUUCGAGGAUGUCUGGAGUUUUGUAUGUUAGUGGAUUGAAGAAUUUAGUGGCCUCAAUACGAUGCACACCGUUUUGUUUUAACUGGGUGAUGAACCUGAGCUGUUAGAGUAGAUUUAGGGCACACUCUUGUUUUCAGAAGGUUUAAGACUCCGCCCCCUUCAGACUAGACUAGGGUCAGAGUUACCCACCACGUGUGAGCGCUGUAACGCUGCUAGUGGUGAAACACCAAGGCGCCAGAAUGUUAAACGCCUGUUGAAGCAUAAAAACAACUCUCCAGAUCAAAAAUACGUUGAAGGAAUAUCUUUCUUUUACAUUUUUUCUAAAAGUUUAGUUCAUAUUCUAUGAUUGGAUGAGCUGUUUAUUCUCCCUAGUUAUGAAAAGAUGAUUUAACCCCAGAGUUGAUGCAGUUUUUCGAGUCAAACUGUUGCUUCAGUUGAGCAUUUCUGACAAUGCAGAGGUUUGACGGUUUGUUGUUGGGUUGAAACAUUUCUCGUGUUGUAGCGUCUCACCACAAGCACACAGAGGCCGGAGAAGGGAAUCAGAACUCACACAGACGUCUGUCCAGAACCUCUGAGUCAUGAGCCGCCGCGUAGGAGCACGUGUAAAAAUAUUAUUGCCAAUAAUGUGCUUUUCAGGAGUUCAGUCGUAUACGAGCAGCGGAUUGUCUGUCAGCGUCACCCAACAAUUUCACUGUUUUUGCCCCCCCUCUCUCUCCCCUUGAUGAAUUUGUACCAAGUGCAUUUACUACCACUAUCCAUUCUUAACAUUUGUAUGAAUUUAUUUGAUAAGUUUUGAAAUUAAAUGUGACCCUGACAUUGAACUUGUAAA